This is a messenger RNA of Dibothriocephalus latus, 237 nucleotides long. The record is from the annotation of a GenBank genome assembly. Lineage: Eukaryota; Metazoa; Platyhelminthes; Cestoda; Diphyllobothriidea; Diphyllobothriidae.
UUGCGCAAGAGGCGCAAACGUGAGCUACUUCCUGAGCCCGCUGGCGCACAAUUUGGCUUAUCGAGCGAAUCUGACUCGGAUUCUGAAUCCACUUCUUCGACCGACGAAUACGCCGAUGAGCUUACGGCCUGCCGCAAAGAUGGUCUUGUGUCCGAAUCGGAUUUCAAGACUUUGGUCGCGCAGGUGGACGCUGACCUGGAGGUAUGCAUCUUAUUUCUGUGUGGUUUUGAGUUUUGA